GCCAACCUGGACACAAGUAUUAUCUGUAUCAAUCUUUCACAAUUCGAUGGAUUACAGUUUCAGUCAUCAAAAUAGAGCACACAUCUUUGGCGUAGACCCAAUAUGGCUGCCAGCGAAGAAUUGGAUGUUGUGGAUAGCUGGGAAGAAAUUGAAGACUCUGGAGUCUUGGAUAGAAAAUUCUUACCAUCAACCACAGCACCAGAAGAGACUGAGAAUGUUAACCCUGUUAUGUCGAAUGGGCCAAUAAUUUUGCAAAGCAACCCAUUUCCAAUGCCGGAACCUGCAGUGAAAAUACUUAAAAGGCCUCAGAGGACUGCUCAGGGUAAUGGAAAUGGACACCUGCUUAAUGGUGAUACCAAACCCCGUCAGCCUGUAAGAACCCUUCAGCAGCGUGAACAAGCUUAUGCUGAAGCUAGAUUACGAAUCCUUGGUGAAGCUCGAAGUCCUGAGGAACAACACCUGCCCUCAACUGAUGAUAGGAUAAGCAAAAUACAGACAAAAAUGGAGGUGUUGCGAACGUCAGAAACUGGCAACAUUUUGCGUCAUCCGAAGGGACCCGACGGAACAAGAGGAUUCAAUUUGCGUAGAUAGUGCCCUUAGGAGCACUACGUUAUUGAUGUCUCCUGCCUUGCCUCUCCCCGUGACAAUACAGACUAAUUAAUUGACAUUGCCUACAUUUGAGGCACAUGGGAGAAGGGAGAAUUCACAACCAAUAUUUGUGAUGUGAUUGUACAUAAUUGCGUGAUUUAUAUAGUGAAAACAAGACAAUGCCUAGUUGUAUCAGCUUGUUGUGGCAUAACUUAAGAGACAAUUGUGUUGAUAUUUUGAUACAUUUAAUGGACUCGCAGUUCUGUGUGUGUGGACCCUAUGGAAAUGAAAACCAGUGAUGAAACAACCUCUCAUAUACAUAAUCAUAUACAUAUUAUAUAUCAUACACUCAUUUCAUUGCCAUGGAUGUUGUGUUGUUAAAAUUUUAUAUAUGUUUUAGGUUUUAUGGUUUUUUUUUUAUAGACUGUUUUCAGUUGCAAAUAAUUUCACACGUUUCUGUGGCAUUUUGAUUUCUGCUGAUGAUUUCAACUUUCUUGUUAUGAUAGAAUAAGUGAAGGAAACAGGACAAUACCUAACCAGAUAUUUCUUCUUCAUCAUCACCGUCGUCGUCAUAUCUCUCCCUCCCUCCCUCUCCCCCCUCUCCUCCCCCCUCCCUCUAUCUCUCAAUUUUUUAUUGUUACUGUGUCAUGGUUGGUGUUUCUAUCCAGGCAUUUUUGACUUAUGUGACAGUAUGAAAUAAGGAAAAGUGAACAGAAUUUAGGUGCAGUGAACAGAAUUAAACUCAAAUAACAUGAUUGCAUAUUUUUAAAACAAUUCAUUCAAAAAGUAGAUAAUUAUAUCUAUGUGCUGGAUAUACAUGUAAAGAUUGUGCAUUAAGAAAUUGUUAUGCCACUUGGAACUUGGUGGAACAGCGCUGCCACUUAAGCUUACAGGAAUUAAGUGAAUUUAUACUUUUCCACGUUUCAUAUAAAUUUGAGAAUAAAUAAUGGGACAUGGAGUGAUAAUGAAUGUGCAUAUUUCCAAUUUUGUAAAAAGAAAAAAAAAAUGACAGUUUCAUAAAUGUAAGUGUGCAUAGUGA
Schistocerca piceifrons (Central American locust) is the source of this 1627-nucleotide messenger RNA. Its product is annotated as SUZ domain-containing protein 1. Bases 103 to 591 code for a protein of 162 amino acids. The record is from RefSeq and is a predicted model, not a curated record. The transcript is spliced from 5 exons. NCBI's taxonomy places the organism in Eukaryota, Metazoa, Arthropoda, Insecta, Orthoptera, Acrididae.